AUGUGGGGACAUAGUAAGGUAACGUCUGUGGCAUGCAUAUCUAACCCUAGAAUUCAGGCAAUGUUGGGACAUAGUAAGGUAACGUCUGUGGCAUGCAUACCUAACCCUAGAAUUCAGGCAAUGUUGGGACAUAGUAAGGUAACGUCUGUGGCAUGCAUAUCUAACCCUAGAAUUCAGGCAAUGUGGGGACAUAGUAAGGUAACGUCUGUGGCAUGCAUAUCUAACCCUAGAAUUCAGGCAAUGUUGGGACAUAGUAAGGUAACGUCUGUGGCAUGCAUAUCUAACCCUAGAAUUCAGGCAAUGUGGGGACAUAGUAAGGUAACGUCUGUGGCAUGCAUAUCUAACCCUAGAAUUCAGGCAAUGUUGGGACAUAGUAAGGUAACGUCUGUGGCAUGCAUAUCUAACCCUAGAAUUCAGGCAAUGUUGGGACAUAGUAAGGUAACGUCUGUGGCAUGCAUAUCUAACCCUAGAAUUCAGGCAAUGUGGGGACAUAGUAAGGUAACGUCUGUGGCAUGCAUAUCUAACCCUAGAAUUCAGGCAAUGUUGGGACAUAGUAAAGUAAUGUCUGUGGCAUGCAUAUCUAACCCUAGAAUUCAGGCAAUGUGGGGACAUAGUAAGGUAACGUCUGUGGCAUGCAUAUCUAACCCUAGAAUUAAGGCAAUGUUGGGACAUAGUAAGGUAACGUCUGUGGCAUGCAUAUCUAACCCUAGAAUUCAGGCAAUGUUGGGACAUAGUAAGGUAACGUCUGUGGCAUGCAUAUCUAACCCUAGAAUUCAGGCAAUGUUGGGACAUAGUAAGGUAAUGUCAGUGGCAUGCAUAUCUAACCCUAGAAUUCAGGCAAUGUUGGGACAUAGUAAGGUAACGUCUGUGGCAUGCAUAUCUAACCAUAGAAUUCAGGCAAUGUGGGGACAUAGUAAGGUAACGUCUGUGGCAUGCAUAUCUAACCCUAGAAUUCAGGCAACGUUGGGACAUAGUAAGGUAACGUCUGUGGCAUGCAUAUCUAACCCUAGAAUUCAGGCAAUGUGGGGACAUAGUAAGGUAACGUCUGUGGCAUGCAUAUCUAACCCUAGAAUUCAGGCAAUGUUGGGACAUAGUAAGGUAACGUCUGUGGCAUGCAUAUCUAACCCUAGAAUUCAGGCAAUGUGGGGACAUAGUAAG
Molecule: messenger RNA, 1158 nt
Organism: Saccoglossus kowalevskii
Lineage: Eukaryota; Metazoa; Hemichordata; Enteropneusta; Harrimaniidae
Source: RefSeq, a predicted model, not a curated record